AUGAAGUGGGAGAUACCGCGACUGAAGAUCGGCGCGCACCGCAAAGACGACGAUGGAGGAGACUCGCCGCCCGUCACGCCCAAAUCCGUCGUCCCGCCGCUGUCUCCACGAGUCGACUACGAGCUGCGAACGGCCUGCGCGUUGGUGCUGCAGAACUUCAAGCCGUCCGACUAUGUCUACCACGAACGGUUUGGCGAUGACGGAGACGAAGAGCCGCAGCUGGACUACAAGACCCAACUGAACUAUGCGGCAUUCAUGCAGGCGUUGGAGGAUGAUGAUGACGAUGCAGGAGCACCGCUAGAUCCUGUGUAUACACUCGCGCAUCCUGAGAGGAAAAGGGCCGACAGCAAUGGCAAACAGGCCGAGUCUAGGCCACCGCAGGUGGAGCAAAAGCCUAAAGCGCCCAGGAAGUAUAGUGGUGGGCUGUGGGAGAGGGUGAGGAGUGAGCAGGAUGAGGAAGAGGAAGAACAAGUACCUCCUGAACCCAUACGGCCAGCUCCAGCUUUGCCACCUGCAAAGGCUCGUUCUGCAUCUCACACGCGAUCGAAGUCGCAGCCAUUGCAGUUUGGGAAUACGAGGAUGAAGGAAGACGCGCUACGACGGCCAGGAAGUGUGCCUAGGUCGAGCUCGAUGAUGACGACCGGUUCUGCAUCUGACGCGACGGACUACGGCUGGAAAGGCUCUACUGCGCCUACCAGUGCUGUUGAUACUCCGGCACAUCUUUCGAAGCGGACAUCAUCGCAUUGGCUGUCGGGACCGAAAGAUGGCGUUGAUGCGAAGGCUAAUGUUCUUGACAACGACUGGAUGCGGCGGGAGUUGGAGAAGCACAAGCACGCGCAGGAGGAAGCGAAGGCAUUGCAACAUGCUCGAAACGAGAGUGACGUCCUUGAACUCGCGGUUGCGGACAGUGUAGCUGAGCCAGCCUGGCCACUUGUCAAGGAUGCACAGCCUGUCGUUAUCGAGAAAGCCCCUGCACCGAUACGCAUACCAGCCCGGAAGCCAGUCCCAAAGUCAGACACGGAUAUGAGCGGGCCCGUCUCUCUUCACCAGCGCUCGAACAGUCGACCAAGCGCGGAGAUGAGGCGAUCCACCAGCCGCAAGCGACACACUCCUCGUUCAGAGAGUCGGACGGAGCUGGAGAUGCUGCGGCCGGAGAGCCGCCAGGGCAAGGACAGCUUGGACACUUUUGCCACAGCUCCUACGAACCCUGUCAACCCUCAAGAGGUGUAUCCCGAAAGACGGCCGAGAGCACCUUUCUCGACUGCGAACCACUCUGAAGUACCUAGCAGGUCGCGGAGCAUUACGCGCCAGAUCAGAGAGUUUAUACGGCCAAGCUCUCGCCAGUCGAGUCGGAAGCCAAGUCGUCAGCCGAGCUUCGAUAUCAGUCGGCCGGAGAGUCGGUCGCGCUCGAUUGACUCUGUGCGCAGUGCUGUUUCUGCGCUGUCGUCGAACGACUACACCUCGAGCAAGUGGAAGAGUUGGCGGCCGUUCCAGCGCAGGGACAGCACGACUAACGUCGAUACUAAUAACGAGGAUGACGGAAAAGGUCAAGGCACCCCUGAUGGGUCUGCAAAGUCCAAGAAGAAGCCGCCCAUCAACCUGAACCGUGAACUGCCGCCGUUGCCGUCACUGGACCAGUGGAAGGACGAAGAGCCAGAGCCUCCUGUGCCAACGAAGCCGACAAACUUCGUUGACCAGACGAACACCUCCAAUGACGCAGUUCAGCACUACGCCACGCAGCCACAGCUAGUCCAGCAUACCCUAUCUGACGGCCCAAGCACCUUCGCCAAACCCCUCGACUCCGCCGUCACCAUCACCCCAACCCAGCCGACCGCCCACCCCAAACGCACCUCCUCCCUCCGUGCCAUGCUCGACCCCUCGAGAUUUCCCCACCCACCGCAAUCAACCAAACCCGAUCCGGUCUUACGCUCCAUCCCCACCUCGCCAGGCAAUAUUCAAGACGCCAAUACCAACAUGUCCGAAGAUCUGCACACCCCGCUCGUCUCCCCCAGUUCGGUCCGCCGGACUUCGACUCAACCCAUGGGCACUGAGCGGUCUGGUUCGAGCCGGAGUCGGAAUUACUUUUCGUCCGGGGGUUUGUCGAGGACGAUGAGUAGUUUGACGAGGCCAUCGAAGGGGUCGAGUCCGGGGGUGGGAGUUGGGGGGAGUAAGAGCGUUUCUAUGGAUCAGGCGAGGUCUGGUGUGGAGCAGCAGGGGAGGGUCAGAGAUGGAGAGGCGGGUGCGGAGUCGAUGGGGACCGAGAAGGAGAAAGGGAAGAAGCGGUGGUGGCGGAGCGCGAGCGGAAAGGGGUGA
This is a messenger RNA of Saxophila tyrrhenica, 2313 nucleotides long. RefSeq lists its product as uncharacterized. The record is from RefSeq and is a predicted model, not a curated record. Bases 1 to 2313 code for a protein of 770 amino acids. The transcript has 2 exons. NCBI's taxonomy places the organism in Eukaryota, Fungi, Ascomycota, Dothideomycetes, Mycosphaerellales, Extremaceae.